This is a messenger RNA of Haliotis rufescens (red abalone), 1118 nucleotides long. RefSeq names its product transmembrane protein 18-like. NCBI's taxonomy places the organism in Eukaryota, Metazoa, Mollusca, Gastropoda, Lepetellida, Haliotidae. The transcript is spliced from 5 exons. Bases 93 to 566 code for a protein of 157 amino acids. The record is from RefSeq and is a predicted model, not a curated record. Gene Ontology annotation, cellular component: nuclear membrane.
UGGCCUCCACUUCCGCUUCAGCCACGUUUCAUUUUAAUCCAAACAACCAUUGCAGACAAGCGACAACGAGUAGGCAAUAAGAAAAACAACUAAUGGAGCCGACAAGGACAGACGAAAUCGACGGGCUUUGGAGCUACCUCAACUCCAUUGACUGGUCCGAGUGUUGGCUGUGGUGUUUGGGAGGGUUCCACGUCAUGUGUGCUCUGAUGACCUACCUGACCAGACAAGGGGGGCCCCUUCAGGCUGUGUACUUUGUGGUGCUAUUGAUGUUGGUAUACUUUGCUGAAAAUUUGAAUACAAUAGCUGCUCAAAACUGGAAAAAGUUUUCAAGACAGCAAUAUUUUGACAGUGGUGGACUCUUCAUAUCUGUAGUGUAUUCUGUUCCUCUGCUGGUCAACUGUCUUGUCAUUGUGAUAAUGUGGCUGCUGGCAACCGGGACGAUGAUGGUGAAGAUGAAGAAGAUGAAGCUUAAACACCAGGCCAGGAACAAACAGAAAGAAGAGGAAAAGAAGGAAGAGGAGAAGACAAUAGAGGAGAAGACAAUAGAGGAGAAGAAAGAUGACUAAGUGAAACCUACAGGGUCAAACUUUUCUCCUGACUGCAUCAAACAUUUGACACGACUGAGUCUAAGAUUUGACCUUAUAGAGUGUUUUUUUUUAUGGUGAUAUGUGUGUCUCUUGCUUCAUGGUGCAAUGUGUCAGUGACCAGAUUCUGUGACUUGGUCAGCCGUUAUGCGACUUAGUAAUAUAACUCCGUGACACUAAGGUGGCCCAUGGAUGCUUUCCAAGACAUCCAGACUUCUUGGACUGACCUUGUAACUAUUACUAAGACCUUGUGACUUAGUUACAUGGCCAUGUUACUCAGUGAUUUGAUCCUUUGACAUGGAAAGACAUUGUGAUCUGAGAGUGUGACUGCCUGUCUCUCACAGUCACGUGUGAGUUACCUGCCCAUAUUUACAAUGCUGACAGAUACAAGGACUUCUGAAGGAAGUACCAGAUAAGCUGCAUAUCUGAGUGAAAUACGCAUCAGAAAUGCAGAAAGACGCAGUAAAAUAAAAUCCAAGCGUAUCAAAUACGCAACGAACAUUACAGAUACACUACAAAAAUAAAACUUGUGCG